AUGGACCUCCCCAAAACCAUGCGUGCCGUGGUCUUCCACGGUCCAUACGAGGUGACCGUUGAGGAGCGACCCACCCCCAAGCUACAAACCCCUGAGGAUGUGAUCCUCAAAGUGUCUACCUCGGCCUUAUGCGGCUCUGACCUGCACUUCUACCGCGGCCACCUGAAAUGCCCCACCAAUUUCAUCUGCGGCCACGAGUUCGUCGGCACCAUCGCGGAGAAAGGCGAGGAGGUGACCGAGUUCGAGAUUGGCGAUGAAGUGGUGGUCCCCUUCUACGCGACCUGCCAGAAAUGUUACUAUUGCGUGCGUGGACAGGCCAGCCGAUGCAGCCAGGGCUUUUUGUUCGGCAACUCGGCCCCGGCCAACACGAUCGAUGGCGGACAGGCCGAGUACGUGCGAGUGCCUUUGGCUUCAACCACUCUCGUCCCCAAACCCUCCACCAUCCCCGACCAUAUGCUCGUCCUCAUGGCGGAUAUCUUCCCCACGGGAUACUUCGCUGCCUCCCGGUUCCUCGCCAAUCUGACCCAACGCGACCGUGACGAAUACACCGUUGCAAUCGUGGGCUGCGGCCCCGUGGGCCUCUGCACCAUUGUCAGCGCACUCGCCAUGGUGUCCAGAGUCUAUGCGAUCGAUUCCGUGCCCGAACGCCUCGCCGAAGCAGAACGCCUCGGCGCCAUCCCUCUCCCUCUCUCCUCUGAUCCGGUCGCCAAGAUCCGCUCCGUCACUGACGGCCGUGGCGCGGACGUGGUCAUCGAAGUUGUCGGUCACGCCGACGCCUUCAUGAUGUGCUUCGACAUGGUCCGCCCAUGGGGCACAAUCCACUCGAUUGGGGUGCACAGCGAGAUGCUACCGUUGAAUGGGCAGCUGUGCUACGGCAAGAAUGUUACCAUGGCGUUCGGACGCUGCCCCGUGCGCAGCAUCUUCGAUGAAGCCCUGGCCGUCUUUCAGAAAGUGUACCCCAGGUUGGAGUUCCUCUGUAGCCGCGUCGUGCCCCUCGAGGAGGCUCCACAGGCGUACCGGGACUUUGAGGCGCGAAAGGCGCACAAGAUUGUCUUUCGGCAUGGGGGGUGA
This is a messenger RNA of Aspergillus aculeatus ATCC 16872, 1071 nucleotides long. RefSeq names its product alcohol dehydrogenase family protein. The transcript is spliced from 2 exons. Bases 1 to 1071 code for a protein of 356 amino acids. The record is from RefSeq and is a predicted model, not a curated record. NCBI's taxonomy places the organism in Eukaryota, Fungi, Ascomycota, Eurotiomycetes, Eurotiales, Aspergillaceae. Gene Ontology annotation, molecular function: oxidoreductase activity; zinc ion binding.